AUGCGUUUCUCCAUUCCAUUUGCCACCAUCGUGACCUUGACCUUGACUCUUUUCGUUACCCGCUCGUCCGCCAUCUCCAUCCUCCUAGGCAACGACGAUGGCUUCGCAGCGGCCCAAGUGCGCGAGUUCUACCGCCUAUUGAAAGCCGACGGACAUCAAGUCGUCCUCGUCGCUCCGGCCGACAACGAAAGUGGCCAAGGCGGACGAUCCGUCUUCACCACGUCGAGGAACCUGACUGUCGCUUCGGAAUUCGGGCUCAUCCCCGCUGGUGCUCCUUCGCUUGGCCGCGAUCCCGCCGAUCCAGACGUGUGGUACUACAACGGCACGCCCGCCGCCUGUACCUACGUCGCUCUAGACUAUGUGCUGCCGACCUUCUACGACAACCGCACCGUCGACCUGUAUCUCGGAGGACCGAAUUUCGGGUUAAACGCCGGUCCUUUCUAUUAUACCCUGAGUGGCACUAUAGGUGGCACGUAUGCAGCUAUCGGACGGAAUCUUCCCGGAAUCGCCUUCUCAGGAGCCAACUCGGAACAACGCUCGUAUACUUGGAUCAACCAGACCACCGUGUCAGGAUAUCCUGAUCCAGCGACCAUCCAUGCUCAAUUGGCUGUGGACAUUGUCACCCAGUUGGUCGGUGCAUCGAAACCGGGCGAACGUCUGCUGCCGCUGGGCUAUGGGAUCAGUGUCAACGCCCCCUUCAUCACAUCUCUGACCAACGACUCCUGCAUCUCCCCAUCGUUCAUUCAGACCCGUAUCACCGGCGGCGCCGUCACAGAUAGAACGGUAUACAAUGCGACCACUGGGACAUUUGGAUUUGCUAACGAGCUCACCGCGGCCAUCAAUACCUGCAUCAACGGCGACUGCGCCCUGCCUGGCGAAACUGACGUCGUGGACUCCGGCUGCGCCGUUGCCGUCUCGGUCUUCUCGAUCGACUAUGAUGCCCCGCUGGGCCCGGCGCAGGCUGGAGUGAGACAAGCGCUGGCGCCGCUUGUGGGGUUCGAGAAAGCUGAGCGUGGAAAAGGCUCGAAAAGGAGCAUUAUGGUCAAAGCUCGCGAGGGGUUGAGUAGUAAGUGUGGCCCCGAACCUGAUCCUGGAUCCUUGUUUUUUGCUUCUGCUUCUGCUCCUGCUUCCGUUUCGCAGUUCGGAGCUCGAGCUUCGGAGGUGAUGCAGAGUGACUGCAAGUACUGUGCUAAUACGGACUUUUUCUUCAUGUAG
Capronia coronata CBS 617.96 is the source of this 1215-nucleotide messenger RNA. RefSeq lists its product as uncharacterized. The transcript has 3 exons. Gene Ontology annotation, molecular function: nucleotidase activity. NCBI's taxonomy places the organism in Eukaryota, Fungi, Ascomycota, Eurotiomycetes, Chaetothyriales, Herpotrichiellaceae. The coding region runs from base 1 to 1215 and encodes 404 amino acids. The record is from RefSeq and is a predicted model, not a curated record.